Penicillium antarcticum is the source of this 1521-nucleotide messenger RNA. Its product is annotated as wax synthase family protein. Bases 1 to 1521 code for a protein of 506 amino acids. The record is from RefSeq and is a predicted model, not a curated record. The transcript has a single exon. Lineage: Eukaryota; Fungi; Ascomycota; Eurotiomycetes; Eurotiales; Aspergillaceae. Gene Ontology annotation, biological process: lipid metabolic process.
AUGGCCGAUCCCCGCCAUGGCUACAAGGAUCUGAUCCAUAGCCAUGAGAUAGAGUUGGACGGUCUCUUGAAGCAGGGCGUAUACAAACCGGUAUUUCUGUAUCAUGUUCUGUUGUUCAAUGUACUGCCAUUGAUAGGUCUCGUUCUUCCUAGUGGCAAAGGUGGACAAUAUGCUCGAAAAGGAGUAUUCGCACUAUGCAUUGCUAUCGCAAUUCAAGCUUUCCGGAACCAACGGACUCUCAUUGGGGGAAAUGGCUACAUGCUUGGUCUGAUGACGGCGUGGUGGCUCAUAUGGAAUGCUACAUUGUUUAUGUUUUCAGACCUUGAACAUGAUUUCAAGCGCAUUGAACGGAAGCCUGUCGAUCUACAGCUUCAAGAUCGUGCCCAAAAUGAGAAGUACGAUACCUUCGUAUGGCAGUCAUAUCCUAAAAAGCUUGGACAUCGACUUGACUGGUCUGCUGGACUCCUCUUCAAUCUCAGAGGCCCAGAAUGGAAUUGGCGAGGCCCCCAUCUAGGACCGUUGCCACGAUCAGUCCAUACUCAGUUGCAUCCAGGAUUCUCCUGUGCCAAAUUCAAAGCACAAGAUGAUGCAACUUAUAUUAGUGGAAAGGAGCGCCUUCAAGCCGCGUUUCGAACGUUCUUGAAAUAUUACCUUGUGCUGGAUUUACUCAAGGUCUUCAUGAUGCGAGAUCCAUACUUCCUAGGAAUCGCUUCAGUCAAUUCACCACCACCAUUUCCAUUCUCCUAUCUCACAAUCCAUCCAUUUCUGGUCCACUUCUAUCGCCUAUUCCUCAGCGCUUUUGGUGUCUUCGCUGCCCUCGAAUUUGUGACUGCCCUUAGUCCAAUAUUCUUUCUGGGAUUAGCACUUGCAUUCCCCAAUGCAGCCAGGAAGCUCACCGCUGCACCACUCGGGGCUCCAUGGGUGUAUGCCGAUACAUUUGGGCCGUUCCUAGAACCGAUUUGUGAUCAUGGACUGGCAGGCUGUUGGGGCCGGUGGUGGCACCAGCUCUUCCGUUUCGGGUUUACAGCCACCGCACAUUGGAUCCUAUCUUUUCUUCCAGUCAAGCUAUCAUCCAAUUCGCAAGUCCGGCGGGUUACAUUCACCGUGGUAGCAUUCUCAGUCAGUGGAUUUGUGCAUGCCUGUGGAAGCUUUACACAGUUCACGGAGACAAAACCUGCAUCGGGGCCUUUUCUGUUCUUUUCCUUGCAGAGUGUCGGGAUUUUGGGGGAGCAGCUGUUCAAGAGGUCGAUUUACCCGAUGUUGCCUCUUGCCCAUACACCACGAUGGCUGAGACGGACAGCCAACUUGGUUUUCGUCUUCUGUUGGCUAUUCUAUUCAGGAAUUUUUGUUGCGGAUGACUUCGCACGUGGUGGGCUGUGGUUGAUGGAGCCGGUUCCUUUUAGUCUCCUCCGUGGAUUGGGAAUCGGAUCCCAGGAUCAUGGAUGGUGGUGCUGGACAGAGCCGUGGUUCCGAUACUGGAGUGACGGUACUUACUGGGGGAGUGGCAUUCGAGUGAUAUGA